CCAGAAGACACAGUAGAACCUACAUUUUUGUGUGACUUCGUAAAUUUAUCAUUAUUUUGCAAGUUCGUUGGGCUAAAAAUGCCUCUCAGAUGAUUUUCAUUUCUGAAGAUACUAGCAAGGGAUAAAGAUGUCUUUGUUCAAGGCAAGAGAUUGGUGGACAACAACGGUUGGUUCAGGAGAGGUCUUUGAUCAGGGCAGCCUCGCUGUAGCAAAGAUUGAUGGAAAUUCAGCUUCUCAUGACAAAAUUGUUGUUGGUAGUUUGAAUGGGGUUCUUCGGAUCUACCAGCCUCAACCGUCUAAAGGAGAUAAUCUGAAAGCUGAAGAUGUAGUUCUUGAAGCUCAGUUGCAGCAACCCAUCCUGCAGGUUGAAACAGGACGUUUUGUUUCUGCAUCAGAAUCAGUGAAUUUAGCUGUACUCCAUCCCCGUAAACUGGCAAUUUACUCAGUACAUGGUGUGACCGGUGCAGUGGAGCAUGGUUCUCAGUACCAUCUAAAACUCAUGUAUGAACACAACCUCCAGAGAACAGCACACAGUCUUGUAGUGGGACCAUUCGGAGGGGUCAAAGGAAAAGAUUUCUUGUGUGUUCAGUCGAUGGACGGCACCGUUUCUUUCUUUGAGCAGGAGAGCUUUGCCUUCAGUCGUUUCCUGCCUGGCUUUCUCCUACCCGGUCCCAUCAAAUACAUUCCACGUACCGAUUCCUUCGUGACGGUGUCGUCCUCAUGGCAGGUUGAGAGUUACAAGUAUCAGGUCCUUGCUGUGGCCUCGGAUUCCAAGACCAAGGAAGAGUCUCAGAAGAUGACGUUAGGCAAGAGAAUCACUGCUGACUGGACAUAUCCACUGGGGGAACCUGUCCUUGAUAUGUCAGUCAUAACUCAUGCAAAUGCAGUACCAUCUAUAGUCAUAUUGGGAGAGAGGUCAGUUGUCUGCCUGAAAGAUGUUGGAACAUUGUCUUUUUCUAAAAAGCUUGAGUAUAAUCCCAGUAGCUUCUUCAUAUAUGCCUCAUUAAAUGAGAAUAGCAUACAGUAUAUGGUUGGUACCCAUACCAGGCAACUUUUGGUCUAUGAAGAUGCAACACUCAAGUGGGCAGCCAAGCUUGAACAUGUUCCAGUCGCCUUGCGAAUUGGAGAGUUCCAAGAUUUAAAAGGAGUGAUAGUCAGCCUUGAUGAUGAAGGACACCUGACGUGCUCCUACCUCGGUACAGAUCCGUCCCUCUUCGUGGUGCCUCCACCAGAUUCUAGGGAAAUAGACUAUGACAACCAAGACAAGGAAAUGAAAGAUCUUCAGAGAAUCAUCAAGGAUUCAUCUCAUAAAGCAGAUUUUACUCCUAAGAAGAAGAUUGAUGAUGACCUCACAAUGACAGCUUCUGUACCAUCCAAUCUAGAUGCGAGUUCAGCUGCUCAAGAAACAGAGAUACCAGAUGAAGAUCAGAUUCCUUCAUUAACUGUAAAGCUCACAUUGAAGAGUCAGACUGGAAUAUCUAAUGUACGAGUUCUACUACACUGUCCAUAUCCAUUGGCUGCAACACAGAGUACUUUCACCAUUCCAUAUGUCGGAGAUGUGUCCAAUCCCACUACUACGAUGAUCACGUUCUUUAUGAGAGGACAUUGUUUACCAGCUUCACUUGUUGCUAGGGCAACGGCAACAUACACUACUUCAGCAGGAGUACCGCACAUUGUUCAGUGUACCAUCAAGCUACCUCUGAAGCUUGUAUGUAAACCCUGCCAACCUGCCAAGAAUGCUACACAUAAGAUCACACUGGACUCUAACAAGAACUGUGCCAAUCUGCAUGAUAUAUUCCCAGAUUUAACAGGACCAGAAGGAAUGGGAUCGGGUAAUGCUCUGGGUUUACAGAUAUUUGGAGGUCCCAGAGUUACCAUCCUAGCUUCUAAAUCAUCGCAGAGGUAUCGACUGCAGUGUGAUAUCUUUGAAGCGAUGUGGCCCGUUGUCAAUGAGUUCAUUGAACGCGUCAGGAUAUAUCAUGUGAAUACAGGGGUCAAGGACUUCAAGCUCUCAUUCUCAUCAAAUCUUAUGAUGCAGGAAUAUUUUGAGCUUAUAGAUACACACAUGGAGUUGAGGGUUCACGCAGAGAGGUACAAGGAGCUUCUAGACCAGAGAGCGAAACAGUUCCGAGCCAUCCAGAGGAGACUUCUGACCAGGUUUAAGGAUAAGACCCCAUCACCUCUCAACAAUCUUGAUACAUUAUUGGAAGGAACUUAUCGACAGAUAUUGAAAUUAGCUGAGGGUGUGGAUGAGAAUCAGAAAGCUCUAGUUCGCUGCUCUAUGGGUCUGAGCUGUGCCACCAGUAUAAUAACCACUCUCCUUGCUCUUGCACAUGGGUUCACCGAAUCGGAGAAAGAGAUCCUAGAUGCUAGUCUGUCUUCACAAGUACAGUGUGAAGGAGAUCAGGGAUGGGAAGAAACGGUGGAUGCAUCCAUCAUCAACCUUCUGAGAACCUGCUUGGCUAAAUCAGCCAAAGACCAAGCGAUCAAUCCAGCCCCACUGACCUUGGCACCGGAUACAUCCAAGCUCAAGAAACAUAUCAUGCAGGUCACAGAGAAACUUGCAAAAGGUUCCAGGCUCCAUGUUGAAGGACAGGCACAGGGUGAGAGGGAUUCUUCAGUUGGGCACUCACAUUCAAAUUCUACAUCGAAGAACAAUGAUUUCUUUGAUGAGGAACCUGCAUCUACUAAUAACAGGUCAUCGAUAGAAUCCAAGCCAGCACCGAUGGCAUCCCAGCCACAAGCGCCACCCUAUGAUGCAGCUGCACCACCAGAUCGUACAUCCUUAACAGAUGGUACACCGUCCAGCAAUGGAUUAGGAGGACCAGCCCUGGCAUCACCCAGAAGCCAGGGUCUGGUGGGUGAUCUGCCGGCUAUGGGAGGCAUCGGGGUGCGUGGAGGCUCAUCCCUUCCAUCCCUUAGUGGAGCACCAGCAGGUGGUUCUUCGCUCCCUGCUCUGCAACCAAUCAAAAAGAAGAAGAAGAAAAAGAAGAAGUCUUCAAAACCUCGUGACAAUGAUGAUUUGAGUGAUGACACAGAUCUAAGCAGCAUGGGACGGUCCUCUCCUGACUCUAUUGCCUUAUAAAAUAUUGAAAUGGUGAACAUCUGAGCCAAAAAUUGAAAAAGAUUUCAAUCUUUGAAACAGUGGUUCCUUAUAAACCAUUUUCAUUCAUUCUUUUCCUCCUUUUUCUUUUAUUAACAAAAACAUGCACACAUUUUUACCAAUUAGGCAUAGAGCAUUUUGGUCUGUUUAAUUUAAGAUAAAAAAACCAUGUAGAUAGAAUGCCUUGCCUCAGGGGCAUAAAGGGCCGUGUCGGGAAUCAUUGAACCAUGGAAUUUCAUGCGAAUGUCGGGUACCUAAGACCACUGGGCCAGGGCACCUCCACCUGUUGGAUGAAUUAAAAAUGUGCAAAUGUAUGAUUGAUGUUUUAAAUGUAAGACUCGUGUUACAAGUACAUAUUUUAGGGGAGGGAUUUUCAAGUUUUGAGAAUCUUCGCCAAUGUUUGGAAGCAAUAUCUAAUGGUCAGUUCAUCUAACUGACAUUUUGAUUUCUAUCUUGACCUCUCUUGAUUAGAAUGUAUAGAGAAUAUAUACAAAAUUAAUCCUACUCCAUGAAAAAGUACUGGGAAAUUGAAAUUACUUGGACAUCAGUUGAACACAUUUAACUAUCAUA
This is a messenger RNA of Lytechinus variegatus (green sea urchin), 3673 nucleotides long. RefSeq names its product protein PTHB1-like (gene bbs9). The transcript has 23 exons. Gene Ontology annotation, biological process: cilium assembly. Lineage: Eukaryota; Metazoa; Echinodermata; Echinoidea; Temnopleuroida; Toxopneustidae. Gene Ontology annotation, cellular component: membrane; BBSome. The record is from RefSeq and is a predicted model, not a curated record. The coding region runs from base 128 to 3085 and encodes 985 amino acids.